GGUUCUCCAGAGAAAGUCUAAACCGCGAAGAGUUCAAAAUAGAAUGACACGAUAGUCCAGUUCGAUCGCGGAGAACAAAAACUAUUUUUUGAAAUGGAGAAAUAAAUAUUACUUACUUCGUCCAAAUUACAAUCUCUAGAAUUUGAGACAAUUCAAGCUAACAAAAUUUGAGACAAUUCAAGCUAUGGCAAACUUAGUUAAUAUUCUUCUGCAGAAAAAUGACAGUACUGUGGAUUGGGGAUUCCUUUUGGCUACAGACCUGGAAAAUCAGAUGAUUAUCAAAGAAGUGUUGGAUGGAAGUUUAUGCAGUUUCUAUAUGGACGCUGGUGAUUCUGUGCUGCAGGUAGCUGGUCGCAGCACAAAAGCAAUGACCAUUGAUAAGGCAUAUCAUCUUAUAAGACAAGCUGGUAAUGCAGUGGAAAUAAUUAUUAAAAAGAGACCUCAGGGCUCUAAUUGGUCCCCAGUCACACCAGCAACUCCUACAUUUGCUCCAACUAAAUUUACACCUGGAGCUCCACAGCCAUCAUGGAAACCUUUUCAAGCUUCACCAAAUGUGGAUAAUAAUGAGCAGGACGUUAUACGAGGUUCUGUAAAAGUUGAUCCGUCAGGUGGUUAUGUACAUACCUUUGGCCCUCCAAAAAAGGAUCCCUUACCUCAAAAUGUGACCUCAAAUGCUUCACCUUCUUGGCAUCAUAACCAGUCCCCUUCUCGCCAAGAAUCAGUGACGUCUCCAAGAUAUGUUCAAGAAAUCAUAGUUCCGACUGUAAACCAGACAAAUAGUCAAGCUAAGGCGCCAGUGAGACAAAAUUCUUAUCAAAGUAACUCUAGUCAAUUUUCUCCUCAAGUGCAAAGUCCUGCAGCGCCUACUUAUUACCAGAAUCAAAACAAUGGCUACGACGGAAGUAAUUGUUUUAUACCUCAACAAAGUCCUAACUCGUUUCAAACAACUAGGCAAACUUCAGUACCUCAUUAUAAUGUAAGACAAAACUCUGUCCCUCAUCAAGCUGAAAUACGAAGCCCUGUUUCAAAUCAAACAAAUUCUUGGUCUAAUCAAAAUUCCUCACCCUACCAACAGCAACCAUCCAGACAAAGUUCGUGGAAUCAGCCAUCACCGCAGGUCAGCUCACCGUAUUCACCCUCGCAACAAACUUAUCUUAAUGAACCAGUGCCAGUUAUGUAUAGGCAAGAUUCUUCAUCAAAUCCUGAUUGUUAUCCAACCAGUAGACAAAGUUCGUUUAACAGUCCACCUGUUCUGGUAUCUACAGAAACUUUUAAACCAGCUCCUCAAGGGUCUGUUGGUGGACUUUUUUCACAUCAAAACUCACCAUCUCCCAAAAUACCUGAAAAUGCUGUUCGAUAUGAGCCCGUUGUCCAAAAUUCAACUCCAGGAUUACAAAGACAGUCAUCAAUGCAAUAUCAACCAUCUCCAAAGCCUUACACUCCAAGUCCUACCCAUAGUCCACAGCCAAACUUUAACCAAAAUUCUUAUAAUCCGCAACCAAAUUUUAACCAAAAUUCGUCACAAAUAAUUGGUGCACCAAAGCCAUUUUUUAGACAACAAUCUGGAUCUCAAGCACAGCCCUGGUCCCCCGGACAAGUUGAUUCAUUUCCGACACCUCCUCCAUUUUCGCCUUCAGUAGAAAAUGCUGGUAUAGCAUGGCCUUCCUCUUCCGAUUUACCGACACCUCCUCCGCCGACUCCUCCUGUUCAAUCUGCACAAGUUGUACCACCUCCACCACCAUUAGCUGCUCCUCCGCCUCCACCACCGCCACCACCUCCUCCACCGCCUAUGCCAUCUUCAGCUGGUAUUAGUCAAGAAGUUCCUGCAUGGAAAAAACAAAUUCAGGCAACAAAGGAAGCCAAAGCAGCUGCAGGCAUUCCUUCCCAAACUCCGGGAACACCCGGAGGGGUUCCAGAAAUCCCGGCCGCCCUCGCCGGUAGCAUGAAGAAAGACAAAAAGCCUUUUACGUAUCUUCCAGGGGGGCUGGACCUCUCAGAGAUCCGAUCACCAAAGAUGCAGCGAAGGCUCAUUGCUAAUCAGCAACAAGCACCUCCUCCACCGUCCUGUACAGGGCAGCAAGUACUGUUACAGCCUCAACAACCAGCCCAACCUAUUCAAAACCAAUUCGAUAGGUUGAACUUAGUCGAUGAUCAGAGCGGGAUGGCGACCGCUGUACAAAACCAACGCCGACAAUCGGCUGACAGUCAAGACCCCAGGAAUUAUGGACAAUCUAGGUCAUUCAGGCUACUACAGAUGAUGACAGGAGGUGAUGAUGCCACAGAUUCCGCCUCACCCCAGCAAGUUGCAGGGCCUGGCAAACGAGAAGAUGACGAGAUGCGAUUUACCGGACUUAGAAGGCCGGAUAAUCCCAUUCCUUCUCGAGCUUUCCAAACAUUACAAAAGAUGACAUCUGGCGGUGAUGAAUCUGCUGUAUAUUCACCAUCAGAUAAUCGUUACCAAGAAGAUGAAUCUCAAGAUCCUAAUCAAGAUGGACCAGUGGACAUUCGAUACAAGGGUGGAUACAUCCCUGGAAGAUCUUUCAAGAUGCUCCAAGAGAUGACAGGAAUGAACGAAGACGGAACUCCCACAGGUACGGUUGUACCAUCUGUACUUCAUCAAAAGAGAGAACAACGAAAGCCACCGGCGCAUCUUCAUUUGAACAUCAAUCAGCCUCCUCCCCCUAAACAAUUUCCUCAACCACAAGUCCCGGCUUCUCAACAAGCGUCCGAGCAAGGUCCUAAAAUGUACACAGGAGGAAAGAUACCGUCAAGGUCUUUCAGAAUGCUACAAGCAAUGACCGGGGAAAAUGCAGAUGGCCAAGGUGAAGAAGGUACAGAUAUGUAGAAUAUCAAAAUGAUAACUCCUAGAUAUAUUUGUAAUUUUAGAACUUUAGUGAACUUUUAUGAUGAAACUAUUAUAAAUGUUGUCUAAGCAAACAAAGUGCUAAGAAAAUAUUAAUGAUUAGCGUAUGACUAUAAUACUGCUUAUUCAAUAUGAAUGGAUGAAAUAAAUAUUGAAGUAGACUCGCUAUUUUGUAUCAACCCCUUAUGCUAUUUUAAAAGCUAGCCAUUUUCGAAGAAAAAAAAUUUAUGUACUUAAGAACUAGUUUUCUGGUUUUUAACUUGACCUGUAUCUGCAACAAAUAUCUUAGUGUAUAAAGUAUACGUGAUUUUGUUUUUAUAUGUGUAAUUUGUUAAAACUCUAUUUUUUGGGAAGUUAUUUAAUUAACAUUGUUUAAUGUAAAUGAAUUUAGUUAGAGGAAUUGAUAAAAUAAUUAUUCAUACAAUUGAAUGCCAUUUUCAAAAAUGGAGAUUAAAAUUAAUGUAUUGUAAAUAAAAGUUUUAAAAUUGUAUGAAAAUUUUUGUGGCUUUAAAUUAAUGUCUUGUUCAGAAAUUAUUAUAAAUUAUUUAGAUCAAAAGUAAAAUUUUCAGUUUUUUUCCCGUCUUUUUAACGAAAUGUUUUAAUUUUUUAUUAAAAAUAGUCAAAAAAAUUUUUUGUUCCUGAAAGCUAAAUAAUUUUAAUGCACAUUUUCACUAGCAACAAAAAAAGAACUUUCUGGGAAUAAAAUAAAUGUUUUCAUCACUUUUUCUAUAGUAAUAAACAGCGCUUUUCAAGCUAUUUUUAUUUUCCUGAGACUUCAGCGCAAUUUAAUGAUAAAGACAAUAUUAUAGACCAAUAAAACCUCAUUACUUAUGUUACAGAAAAAGUACAUGGUUAUUCAUAUUUCCCUCCCCCUGUAAUUGCCAUUUUUCUUUACUACAACUGGGUUCAGUGGUACAUGCUACUGCCAUCUACCAGCAACUGCUUAAAUUAAAACUUGAAUACUUUCGGAAUAAUCUGUUCUUUUUUGCCAUCUUCGUCUUCGUUUUUUCAAUAUAACGCUUCGAAACCCAGGAGGGAAUUAUGAAUAACCCUGUAUAACAUUUCUUAAAAUUUAGACUAAUGUAAUCUCAUAACUAUAGUCUUUCUGAUUAUCGUAUUAAUGGUAAUAUAUUCGAAAGUCAAUGUUUUUUUGCGAUAAUUAAUAACAUUGAUAAGGAAUGAUAAAUUUAUCAAAUGUCUAUCUUCAAGGGAACAAGUAGUUUAAAUGAAGGAAACGAGUUGUUUUAACCAUUAUCGAUCAAAUAUACUCUUAAAUUAAAUAUCUGUUACUACAGGGAAAUUGAAUUCCUAAAAUUGACGUAAUUUUAAGGCCUAUGAAACCUUAUAAAAGAUAACUUACGAUAACCUUAUGAAGCAAAUGUUACCAUUUUUGAAAUUUUUUCGGACGUUAGCCACUCUGAAAAUUUAUCUCUUCAAGUCGUUUCCAUAAUCAUCGAGAAUGACUUAAUAAAUAACUUAUUUUACUUCUAGAAAGUGUUCAUUUUUGCUGGCUAGUGUUCUUUAAAAUUACAUUUUUCUUUAUUAAAAUAAAGAUAUUGAAUUUUAAAAGUAAAUUUUUCAAUCACAAUUGUUUAAGAUUCUAUGUUUUGAUUGCUCAGUUAUAAUUAGUAUAUGAUUUUCACCUAAAAUAUUGUCAUGAUUUAUUUGAAAGUGUAUAUUUUUAAAUUUUGAAAAAAUAAUAAAACUAUUUAAUUAUUAAAA
Messenger RNA from Parasteatoda tepidariorum (common house spider), 4585 nucleotides. RefSeq lists its product as uncharacterized. Gene Ontology annotation, molecular function: protein binding. Lineage: Eukaryota; Metazoa; Arthropoda; Arachnida; Araneae; Theridiidae. The record is from RefSeq and is a predicted model, not a curated record.